AUCCUGUUCUGCCAAUUUUCAAAUCCUCCACAUAGUGGACUAUCUGUCACUCAAUCACUAUUUGAUUCUCCUGAAUCAGUCAGUAUCGGAUAUUCAUCUUUAAACAUGUACGGCAACGGUACCAACGUACGAUCGUUAGCCCAUCGUAAAAAGCCCCAACGAACGCAGGAUAGUAAUCAUGUUUCGAUCAAACAAAUCAAACUUUGGACUUUCCCUUUCAAGACAUUGUACGGUUUCUGGGGCGAAUGCUCAUUCAGAUGCACUCAGCUCCUUUUUGCCAUUUUCCGGUAUAAAAAACUAUUUGCGAUCACUUCUGUCGUGUGUUUCAUAUUAGUGCUUUUGAACGCAAAAGAUGGCCCUCAUCAGCAGACCUUUCAGGAGAGCAAGAACGUGCUAUUUUGGUGGUUGUGGUGGGUAUGGCUUGGAUUCCUCUCAUCGUGUGGAUUGGGAACAGGACUACACACCUUUGUUCUUUAUCUGGGCCCUUUUAUAGCUCAAGUAACUAUGGGUGCCUAUGAGUGCCAUAGUACACGUUUCCCAGAACCUCCUUUUCCUGAUAAGGUUAUCUGUCCUGACGAUGGCAAAACAGAAGAUAUCAACGUAUGGAAAAUCAUUAGUAAGGUUCAGAUACCUUCAAUUUUAUGGGGCCUUGGCACUGCGAUAGGUGAACUUCCUCCAUAUUUCAUGGCGCGUGGUGCC
Molecule: messenger RNA, 699 nt
Organism: Protopolystoma xenopodis
Lineage: Eukaryota; Metazoa; Platyhelminthes; Monogenea; Polystomatidea; Polystomatidae
Source: the annotation of a GenBank genome assembly